GGAGAUUCCCCCGCUUUCUUUUCUUCUUCCCCAACCUUGGAACGGCCUCGUGAUUCCUCCUCCCCUGCGGAUAUUCGGAUGAGAGAGAGAGAGAGAAACAAACGCUCAGUUCUAGAGAGAAGGCACAGUUCUGGAGAGAGAAAUCUAUGAAAGGAAAGGAGACAGCGCGGACUUCGAUCUUAUCUGGUGCUAGGUGGACCUGCUCACGUCAUUGCCAGCCCACAGACUCGCCACGAUUCCCUCCGAAUAUUCAACUCCCUCUCUCUCUCUCCUCUUAAAAUCUCUCUCUCUUUCUCUCCACCGCAUCCAGGAUAAAAGAUUCGUUUGUACGCGACGCCCCGACUUCGAUCGCCCCCUACACUCUCCGAUCCCUCUUCCCUUCAAGGAUACAUCAUCUUUCCAUCCCUUUUUUUCUCUUCCUGGAUUUUGUUUCUUGUCCUCCAAGUUCAUUCCUUUUCUGAUUUUGCUUCGAUCCAAUAUGCUUGUUCUUGAGACCCAUUUUCCCCCUCUCUGGAUCUCCCUGGUUGCUUCUAUUUGAUCUCUCCCCCUCCUGUUUAUCUGGCUUCUUCUCAGUCAAUCUGAUCGCCGACACUGUCAUGGACUGCGCAGAGAAGUUGCAAAAGUGUCAUGAGUAUGUUGAAGCUUUGGAGGAAGAGCGUCGGAAGAUUCAGGUCUUUCACCGGGAGCUCCCUCUCUGUUUGGAACUUGCGACGCAAGCCAUUGACGCGUGCAGGCGACAGCUCUCUGGGACGACGACUGCGGAGAACUUACCUGGACAAUCGGAAUGCUCUGAGCAGACCACGAGUGAAGGCCCUGUGCUUGAAGAAUUCAUUCCUUUGAGAAGGGCUUCCUCUUCCGACGACGACGAACACGAGUCAAGCAAAAUCAAGGCCCCUAAAGACAAGAAAUCAGACUGGCUUAGAUCUGCUCAGCUAUGGAACCAACCUUCCGAUCCGCCCACAGAAGAAGAUUCGCCGGGAAAACCGUCGGCGAAGGAGGGGAAGAAGAUUGACGGUGCUUUUCAGCCUUUCCAAAGAAACAGAGUUGUGGGGAGCAAUACGGCGUCGUUGGGAAGGGAACUUGCUUCGGCAGCGGCGAGUUCGACGGCGGAUACAGUGACCAGAGACAGCAACGCUGGGAGCAGAAAGGAAGACAAAGAGGGACAGUCGUCGCAGCAGAGGAAGGCAAGACGGUGCUGGUCGCCGGAGCUCCACCGGCGAUUCUUGCAGGCCCUCGAACAGCUUGGCGGUGCCCAUGUGGCCACUCCGAAGCAAAUUAGGGAGCUAAUGAAGGUUGAUGGGCUAACGAACGAUGAAGUGAAAAGCCAUUUGCAAAAGUACCGACUGCACACGAGGAGACCGAGUCCGGCGACUCAGAACAACGGCAGCGAACAGUCGCCCCAAUUUGUGGUGGUGGGGGGAAUAUGGGUUCAGCCGCCGGACUAUGCGGGUUCGGCGGCUGCGACAACGUCGGCUGGGGAAGCGGCCGUAGCCCCCGCCUCUACCAAGGGAAUCUACGCACCGGUGGCAUUGCCGGCGGUGCCUCCACAGGGGUCAGGAUCCGUAACUCAGAGGAAUUCCGAAGACGGAGGUAGCCGGAGGCGGAGCCAAGGCGGGCUUCGUUCUGGUUCCCCAGAUUCGUCUUCCUCCACUCGCACCACCACCUCCCCUGUUUUUGGUAGCGUGUGAUGUAAACUUUUUUUUCCCCUGUAUCGGAAUGUUAAUAGGAAAGAUUUUUUGAGGUUUGAAUUUUGAGAUGUUGCAGGUACUGAAUAAUUUACUGCUGGAAUUUUCCAGCAUGCUGUAAUUUUAAGGCGUAAAAUUUUAUAAUGAGUGAUUAAUUAUUAAUAAUAUUAUAAUUAGAAAUAAUAUUUUGAAAA
Molecule: messenger RNA, 1879 nt
Organism: Malania oleifera
Lineage: Eukaryota; Viridiplantae; Streptophyta; Magnoliopsida; Santalales; Ximeniaceae
Product: transcription factor HHO2-like
Exons: 5
Coding region: 597-1688 (363 amino acids)
Biological process (GO): regulation of DNA-templated transcription
Molecular function (GO): DNA binding; DNA-binding transcription factor activity
Source: RefSeq, a predicted model, not a curated record